Messenger RNA from Ceratotherium simum simum (southern white rhinoceros), 1432 nucleotides. The record is from RefSeq and is a predicted model, not a curated record. Lineage: Eukaryota; Metazoa; Chordata; Mammalia; Perissodactyla; Rhinocerotidae.
AAUGGAGUUUGUGACAGCCCUGGCAGACCUCCAAGCAGGCGCUAGCUGUCCCAUCUGUCUGGACUACUUGAAAGACCCAGUGACCAUCAGCUGUGGGCAUAACUUCUGUCUCUCCUGCAUCAAUAUGUUCUGGAAGGAUCUAAAUGAUACUUUCCCUUGCCCUUUUUGCCGAUUUUGCUGUCCAGAAAGGAAAUUCACAAGCAAUCUCCAACUGGGCAAUUUGACUGAAAUUGCUAAGUUACUCCAGAUAAGAAGAAGCAAGAGGAAGAGGCAGGAAGAGAAGCUUGUAUGUGAAAAGCACAAUCAGGUUUUGACCUUUUUCUGUCAGAAAGAUCUAGAGGUUUUAUGUCCACGAUGCAGUUUCUCCACUGAUCACCGGAAUCACUAUGUUUGGCCCAUAGAGAAGGCUGCCCCCUAUCAUAGGAAAAGAUUGGAGUGUUGCAUUGAGCCCUGGAAGGAGAGAGUGGAGCAGGUUGAAAAAGUGAUAACUAUGCAAACCAGAAAAUCAUUGGAACUAAAGAAGAAGGUAGAAUAUAGGAGAGAAGAAAUAAAGUCUGAAUUUGAGCAACUUACGUUGUUUCUUCAAAAUGAGCGAGAGACUGUUCUUCAGCAAUUACAAGAUGAAGAAGUGGAUAUUUUAAAAAAACUAAAUGAAAACCUAACAAAAUUUUCAGAUCAUGUUUCUACAUUAAAAUGUCUAUUAAAGGAGAUAGAGAGCAAAUAUGUGAAAUCAGAACUGGAAUUACUGACAGAUGUUAAACGUAUGUACCAUAGAUAUAAAACCUUAAAGUCCCCUGAACCUUUUUCAUUCCAAUUAAAGGAGUAUGGUUAUUGUCUUCCUCCACAAUAUUCUGGCCUAAACAAAAUUAUCAAGCAAUUUCAAGUGGAUGUAAUUCUUGAUCCUGAAACAGCACAUCGUAAACUUAUUGUCUCAGAAGAUAGAAAAACUGUGCAAUAUGGAAAUACAAUGCAAAACUUACCUCAUAACCCAAGGAGAUUUUAUCUCUGCCCAGCUGUUCUGGGUUCUGAGGGAUUUAAUUCUGGCAGGCAGUAUUGGGAGGUAGAAGUGAAAGACAAGCCUGAAUGGAUCAUGGGUGUCUGUAAAGACUCUCUUCCCAGGAGGAGGAGGAGGAGGAGUCUGAAUCAACUGAUGUUAGUACAGGAUGGAUUAUGGGGUAUUGGGCGAUAUAGUCAGAGUAAUUAUGUUGCAUUGGGUCCUAAAAAAAUUAAUCUUCUGCCAAAAGUAAUACCUAGCAAGAUCGGCAUUUUUUUAGACUGUGAGUUGGGUGAAGUUUCCUUUUACAAUUUGAAUGAUAGAUCUCUUCUCUAUAUUUUUAAUGAUUAUUUUACAGGAGCACUUUGGCCUUAUUUCUAUACUGGAACUGAUUCAAAACCUCUUAAAAUCUGUACAAUAACAGAUUCUGAAUGCUGA